Molecule: messenger RNA, 4541 nt
Organism: Drosophila eugracilis
Lineage: Eukaryota; Metazoa; Arthropoda; Insecta; Diptera; Drosophilidae
Product: ABC transporter G family member 41
Exons: 13
Coding region: 144-4445 (1433 amino acids)
Cellular component (GO): plasma membrane
Molecular function (GO): ATP hydrolysis activity; ABC-type transporter activity; ATP binding
Source: RefSeq, a predicted model, not a curated record
GCCUACGACGGACGAAAGGAAAGAGCAAUUAAAUGGAGAACGCGAGCUAAAGACAGCGAAUGAUAAAAGUGAAACCGAAAAAGGUUAAGGUUAUACGAAAGGCAAGAGAUAGUAGAAUAUAGAAAACAUAUAGAAACCACGACAUGUCCAGUUGGAGUUUGGCCAGUGCGGUCUCGCCAAAUGUCACCAGUGGCGAUGUCAUUCGGUUAACGAACUUAAAGUCCAGUUCGGAGACCAACCUGCCAACACGAGGGUCAGGUGGAUCCGGAGGACAUGGCGGAUCUGGAGGACUACCACGCCCCACGACACCCGUGCCUGCCAAGAAAUUGGCCUCCAAGAGACCACCGCACUUGACCUUGAAUGUUAAGUCGAAAUCCCAUGAUGCUCCGCUGGCAGAAACGGAAAACAUGGUGCUCUCCACAAGUGAAUCCAUCUACGGAACUCCGAUGGGCGCCACUCCCAUUUCCUCACCUGCCAACCAAAGUCAACGGAGUCAAAAGAGCCAGAAUAGUGUCGAGAGCCGCUACAGCACUAGUACUGCAACUAGCGGAGGAUCCAUUUUCCCCCACGAGCAGUACAAAACCAUCAAGAAAAUCAACAUAGGAUUCGAGAACAUACGCUACACCACCAAAUUCGGAAUCUUCCAGAGGGAGACCAAAGAUGUGCUCAAGGGAUUAACAGGUUACUUCAAGUCGGGAGAGCUAAGUGCCGUGGUGGGACCUUCAGGAGCAGGAAAGAGCACAUUGCUUAAUAUCCUGUCUGGAUACACAAUACAUGGCUAUACGGGUGAUUUUCGAGUCAAUGGUAAUAGGCGGGAUUUGAAGGCCUUCAAGCCUAAUGUGGCCUUCAUCCGCCAGGAUACGAGUCUGCAGGCCUUUCUCUCCGUCAAGGAAGCUAUGCAUUUUGCGGCCAACUUAAAGAUCGGUACCCACAUGACCCUUAAUGAGAAAAAAGAGCGGGUGAAGAGCAUUCUCGAGGCCAUUGGGAUGUAUGAGAACCGGCAUACGAGGACUGGCAAUCUCAGUGGAGGUCAGAGAAAGCGUCUUGCCAUUGCCCUGGAACUGGUGAACAAUCCACCAGUUCUGAUCUUGGACGAACCCACAAGUGGCUUGGAUAGUUCAACCUCCAAUCAGUUGAUUAAUCUACUCAAGAAACUCGCCCUCGAGGGACGAACUGUUAUUUGCACAAUCCAUCAGCCAAGUGCCUUGACCUUUGCCAUGUUCGAUCACCUGUACGCCAUUGGCGAGGGCCAGUGCAUCUACGCCGGUGGAUCCCAAAACCUUCUGCCCUUUUUGGGAGCCCUCAAUUUGCACUGCCCGGAGUCCUACAACCCAGCCGAUUACUUAAUGGAAAUAGCCACUCACGACUAUGACACGGAGGAGGAUAACCAGCUGGAGAAGCUGGUGGCCCUGAUGGACAAUGGACGCAACGAGGAUUACAGACAGAGCAAGUCUGCCCGAGUAGCGCAACUGGCAGCCUUGAAGAAAGUUGACCAACUAAUGGCAGCGGGAUUAAUCACACCCGUGACAGCCCCCGUAAUGUCUUCAUCAGUUUCAGUGCCUUUCCCACAGAGCAGUACCUUUAAGCCAUUAACUCCCAUCAAUGAGCUCUCUUCCCGGGUGUGGGACAGCCAAACGGCUGGAAUCGGAAGCGGUGAUGUUGGCGGACCGUCCGCUGGAAGCUGCUGUAAGCCCAAGAAGAAGAAACCCAAGCCAGCCAUAGAGUUGGAUCCAUCCCACCUGUGUAAGAGGCAGAACAUCUACGCCACUCCAUUCUACCGCCAGCUAAGCAUUCUUCUCGUGAGAACUUUCUUGUUGAUUUGGCGGGACAGCUCGCUGACCACGAUGCGGUUCGCCAUUCACCUGAUCACGGGACUUCUAAUAGGAAUCCUCUACUUUGGUAUCGGCAACGAUGCCGCCAACACGCUUAACAUCAUUCGAUACCUCUUCUACACGAUCAUGUUCAUCAUGUACUGUGCCUUCUCGGGAAUUCUAGUGAAAUUUCCUCUGGAGUUUCCUAUUGUGUCACGGGAGCAUUUUAAUCGCUGGUACUCCUUGAGAGCGUAUUAUGUGGCCAUUACCCUGGCCGACCUGCCCAUCCAGAUUAUCUGCAGUGCUCUUUUCAUAGUGCCCACUUAUCUGAUGACCCAACAGCCUUUGGAACUCUGGCGGUUCGGUCUCUUCUUCCUGAUUGUGUUCGUCACGGCACUGGUCUCGCAGAGCAUUGGAUUAGCAGUGGGAGCGGCACUUAGCCUUAAAUUGGGAUCCAUUUUGGGACCCCUAUUCAUAUGCCCGUUCCUUCAGUUCAGUGGAUUCUUUCUGAUGGAGAAGGACGCUCCGGCCUGUUUGCGUUGGAUGUUCGACAUAUCCUUCCUCAAGUACAGUCUGGAGGGAUCCAUGAUGGCCAUUUUUGGAUACGGUCGCGAACGGUUAGAGUGCGAGGAGAUGUACUGCCAUCUGAGGAUGCCCAACCAAAUACUCAAGACUAUGGACAUGGCCAAUGCCAACUAUACACUCGCCCUCGUCUUUCUGCUCAGCAUUUUGGUCUUUCUGCGCAUCUUAGCGUUCUACAUCAUGUCCUUCCGCCUUAGAUUGUUCAGAUCAAUCUGCCGCCGUCCAAUGGACGAUAACGCAGUGCAAAUUCAGGCUAACGGCCUGGCCCAAAAGCAAAAGGCAGUAGAGCUGCAUUUUAGCCAAGUAAGCUACAGUUUGAAGGGAGCCACCAAGGGAUCCAGUCCCAUUCUGAACGAGGCAUGUGGUGUCUUCAAGUCAGGACGUCUAACAGCUAUUCUGGGUCCCUCGGGAGCCGGGAAGUCCACAUUGCUCAAUGCUCUAGCAGGAUUCAAACUCCAAGGAGUUUCAGGACAGUUCCUGUUGAAUGGUCGCCCCAGGGAUAUGAUGACCUUUCGGAAAAUGUCCGCUUAUAUUGCUCAAGACUUUGUGAUGCUGAAUCUCCUGAGCGUCGAAGAGACCUUGCGAGUUUCCGUUGACCUGAAGAUGCCCAGUUCAACAGUUCCUCAGGAAAAACAGAAAAUUAUAGAUGACAUAAUCGACGUACUGCAGCUGCAAUCCUGUCGCAGGACUCUGGUUAAAAAUCUAUCCGGUGGGGAGCACAAGCGCCUGUCCAUUGGCAUUGAGCUGGUCACCAAUCCGCCCAUUAUGUUCUUCGAUGAACCCACCAGUGGACUGGAUUGCGUGGCCAGCUACCAGGUGAUCUGUCAUUUGCAGAGACUGGCCCACGAUGGCAGGAUAGUGGUGUGUGUGGUGCAUCAGCCGGGAUCGCGGCUCUUUCAGCUUUUCGAUGACGUCCUGGUGUUGGCUCACGGGGAGGUUCUCUAUGCCGGCGAACAGCGAGAAAUGUUGGGAACCUUUGCUCAAUCCGGUCACAUCUGCCCACAGUACUACAAUCCUGCGGAUUUCGCCCUGGAAGUGUGCAGCCAAUCCUCCACCACGGAGCGCUGUGACUCUCUCAUCACUCAGAACAAGAAUUUUCAUUGCAACUCCAGCAACGUUGUCAAGCUCCAAGUGGAUGAGGAGACAGCGCUGAUUGAUGUCCAUAAGGAUGCCCAGGACUUGUCACAUUUGCGUGGUAAGGAGCAGGUGGGCUUCUGGAUUCAGUUAAGUGUCCUGCUUCGACGCCACCUGCGAUCCAUGUGGAGGGAUUUGGUUGCAGUUCAGAUGCGAGUGGUGAUGCAUGUGGUGGUGGCCCUGCUCUUGGGCGUGGUCUACUGGCAGAUAGGUAGCGAUGCAGGCAAAAUCGUGUCCAAUGUAUCCUGCCUGUUCUUUGUGAUCCUGUUCGUGUUCGCCGGCAAUGCGAUGCCCUCGAUCCUGCUGUGUAUGCAGGAUUCGGCUGUCUUCAUCCGAGAGUACUACAAUGGAUGGUACUCCCUAGGAGCUUACUACCUCUCUAAGGUUUUGGCUGAUCUUCCCAUGCAGCUCACCUGUCCCACACUGUUCAUCAGCAUCGGGUAUUUUAUGACGGGUCAGCCCCCGGAGCAACACCGAUUUGCCAUGUGUUGGGGGAUUUGUGUGAUGACCGCGUUCAUUGGCCACUUUAUCGGGGUGAUUGCGGGAUCCAUGUUCCCCAUGCAGUUGGCCAUAUUCCUGGUGCCGAGUGCCACGAUUCCAUUCCUCCUAUUCUCUGGCUUCUUCAUCAGACUGAACGAGCUCUCCUGGUUCCUGCGUCCCAUCUGCAAUGUGUCCUUCUUUAGAUACAUCUUCGAGGGUCUCAUGAGGGCCAUCUAUGGAUACGAUCGCGGGGAACUAGAGUGCCAUGCCGCUAUGAAUUUCUGUUACUACAGGACGGCGGACCAGUUCCUCAAGGACUUCGAUAUGCAGGGCGAUGAGUUUGGCUGGGACAUUGCUGUUCUGGGGUUUUUCGUGAUCCUUCUGCUCCUCGCCUUCUUUGUGACCCUUACCACGGUCAUACGACGAGCUCUUCGGUGAUACAAUUACUUAGUUCAGAAUGUAAAAAAUUAUAAAGGGUGGCUUAAAGUUAUUGAAAAUAAAGUGUUAAUAUAUUUAAGGGGUUUUUAAAAACAA